This is a messenger RNA of Porites lobata, 4783 nucleotides long. NCBI's taxonomy places the organism in Eukaryota, Metazoa, Cnidaria, Anthozoa, Scleractinia, Poritidae. The record is from the annotation of a GenBank genome assembly.
AUGCGCUUGUACGAGAUCGUUGUGUUGGUCUUGGCCCUCUGUUUGGUUAAGUACACCAAAGCUGAAAGCGAGACGGAUACGGAAACCUUGAGAGGUGAAGAAACAUUCGCGAGAGACGCGAAUCUCGACAGCACCGCUUAUCUGAAGGAAGACCCGGAAAAAGCCGCCGAAGAAGACCCAAAGAUACCAACAAAGGAAGACACCGAGGAAGAUUUCAGAAAACGGCCACGCCCACUCUAUGUCACUAUUAGAGUUCCUACAAACCACAACUUGAGAUUCUUUCAAGUUAGAUAUUGUUUCCGACGUAGAUGCUUUGGUAAGCGUAUAUUAGUCAUAAGAUAUUCUUCAUCAGCUUUCAUUGGUCCUCUUUUGCAAGAAUCUAAUGACCAUACGUUUUUGUCUUAAAUGUUCAAUGUAUCCUGAAUGCGCUUAAUUUUGUUUAAUUUCCGUCCGUCUGUUUUGGAACAGAAUGAUAUCUUUCUUCGGUAAUUCUAUUAAUUUACUAAAAAUUGAUUGAUUGAUUGAUUGAUUUAAAGAUUGAUUGCCUGAUUAAACCUAAAACCGACUGAUUACGCCGAUAACAAAACCAAACCGUGACGUAGGGCCUUGUGUUUUAAUCUAAGAAUUAAAAGUUUAAAAGGUAGAAUGGUUCUCAAAUCCUCUGUAGAACUAUGAUUUAAAAAUAAUAUUUCCGUCUGAAUUUCUUUCUUUUCAGUGCCAGGCCUGAGUCAAAGGUUCCUUUCAUGGCGAGUUGUGUACCAAUCGGGAUACGUGGUGAUCAACAAUUGGCUUUACUUUUUCUGGAACUGCAGUCCAAAGAUAAGACCGCAGCCUCGACCAACUCGAUUGAGGCCCUCGCCUACUCCCACCAGGACCCCUUUCAGCCGCUUUUUGGGAUGAAAUGUGCGAUCAAAUCAACCUUUCAUUUUUAUUUAAAUACACUAAGUAGGCUGCUCUGGGCGUUCUCUAGAAUCUCCCGCCAAACUAAGGUUUAGCUUGAUUUCAGCUGCCUCAUUCGCUCUCCAAGUCACUCGGGGACGGAGGCAGUCUUCUCUCCCGCCGGAGUGACUAAAGGAGCGGAGGAAGUGCUCGAAUUCGAAAUUUACCGAAACUUAGGGUGCUUUUCAUUUGUCAGAACCGCCUCGCCGGACCAUUGCCCGACCAAUCAGUUUGAAAAGGUAAUAGGCUUUGUCCGAGGGUUUUUGCUGAAAAACCAUCUUCUUCAAGCACACUAUUUGGGAUUUGACUGAUCUGCCUGGAGAGUUUUGAUCAAAAGGGAAAUUAUCGUUGCGACGGGAAUGGUCUGGCCGGUCAGUCUGACAAAUGGAAAACGCCAACUGGUAGCGCUUUAAACAACACUGUGAAGGUAUGUCUCUUUUAAUUACCAUGACAAAUAAAGAUAAUUUGUUUCUUUAAAACGUGUUUUUCUUUAUGUUAUCUUAGUUUGCCUUCUACGUGAAAGCUUUUGUGGUAAGAUCAAAUCCCUUGUAGUCAAUUUUUUACUGCUCGAAGGGCUACUUACUGUUUCAAUGGAAAUUUAAUAUUUUGCAGAGGCUGAGAAACUUUUGUUUAUCAAAGAAAUGAAAAAAGGGUCUUAUUUUUUAUCCUUUAGGAAUAGGGACCAUGGUCGGAGGUUUUUGCCGGAGAUAUUAGCCUGAAGCGUUUUUAUAUUUACGUUCUAGAACGCGGAAAUUCUUUUAAUUAGUGUCUGUAAAUAACGGUGAUCGAUUCAACAACCAGUGGCAAGCUUCAAGGGGGUCCAAUUUUCAAGUAGUUUAAUCGUUGCGUUCACUUACGUAAAAGAGUAGAAGAAAUUGGAAAACUACUGUGAACAAUGAGUCAGACACAUACGUACCGGCAGUCAACAAACUUCAAUUAUAAAUAAGUCCUGAAUGGGAUAACAGUGUCCAGAAGAAAAUAUAUUUGGUGGUUUUUUUUGGCAAACUCUGUAAAAUUUUUGCCGUGAAUUCAUCUGCUGUCAUUGUCAUCGGGGUAUCCGUAAUAAUUAAAAGAGAUGUUCGUAAAGUGAGAGUUUUCUCUACGAGCUUGAUUUGAGUGUGAAGUGAACAAGACUUUUCAACAUUUUAUACCUGAGUUCGGAAAUAUCAAAUAACAUGGCUAAAGACUAUAAACUCACGAUUUGCCCUGAUAAAACUUCUGUUCACUAUGUCAGGAGAGACUCAUGCAGCCCAAGUGUACUUGCAUGGGGAGUUUAAAAGGGAACGUAGUAAUUGUCUCUGUUUUUCUAAUACAAAUUUCAACUACAAAGUAAUAUGGCUUAUAUAAAGGAGUACCCUCCCCCCCGGGUUGUAAGCCUGCUUCAAUUACGUGAUGCCUUGUACAGUCCGGCCCCUCAGAAGUGAUUUUGAUACCCAAACUGACAAGAGUUAGUGCAUACAAAAGAAUUUUGUUUUUCCAGAGAAACCAGAGUUCUUGAAAUAACCAACAUUGGUUCAAGUUCUAGUCACGUUUUUGUGGUGACCAAUGGUAUAAAAAAGCUGUUUUGUUCAGAUCAGAGGGCAAACGCGCUUAUUCUUCUUUUGCUACCGUGUGAGCAAAAGAAAACACUUUGAAACCUUAGCGUCAUCACAGUCUGAUCAGUCAAGGUGAAGAUUCGUUUUAAAGCGUUAUAUUUCUUUCUUUCCCUUAGAUCUCUCCUGUCAGCUCGGGUUAUGAAUAGCUUAAUUCACUGGUUUAGACUGAUGAUUAAGUUUUAUAUAUCUUUGCCUGUAAAUUUAUUUUACAUUCUACUGGUUGAAAACUAUAUUGAAUUGGAGAAGCUAAACAACUUAACUUCGUAUUUUAAGAGGGUCCGCGAGUUCAAGAGCAAAAAGGACCACUUUUUGCGAUUCCUUUAUUGGAAUUUUAAAAAAAGAAGGCUUGCAUAUUUGUCGUCAACUCCACUGAUUUAACCCAGUAUCCAUAGCCAGUAUUACAUGAAAGUGAAGGGGAAAUUUAGUUAGACUGUUAUUUGGAUCCCCAGUUUUGGUACCAGCUAAGCGCUGUUGACUUUACAAGAGGGAUUUUUUUAACGUAGCUCCGCUAAGAAUACUUCGCAGUUUUAAUUUUAAUUUACAAGCUCUUGAGUCUUUUACAUAUUCAUUUGUUCGACAGCCAGAGAUGCGCUUGUACGAGAUCGUUGUGUUGGUCUUGGCCCUCUGUUUGGUUAAGUACACCAAAGCUGAAAGCGAGACGGAUGCGGAAACCUUGAGAGGUGAAGAAACAUUAGCGAGGGACGCGAAUCUCGACAGCACCGCUUAUCUGAAGGAAGACCCGGAAAAAGUCGCCGAAGAAGACCCAAAGAUACCAACAAAGGAAGACGCCGAGGAAGAUUUCGGAGAACACCGGGUGACUCGUGGGUUUCGUGACAUUCGUUUCACUAUUAGCGUUCCUACAAACCACAUCUUGAAAAUAUUUCACAUUAAAUACUGUUUCCGACGUAGCUGCUAUGGUAAGCGUAUAUUAGUCAUAAGAUAUCCUUCAGUGGUCCUCUUUUGCAAGAAUCGUAUGACCAUAAGUUUUUGUGUUAAUAAUAUUGUUUAAUGUAUCCUCCCUCGAAUUUUAAUUAGUGGCUGCACAUUCCUGUGAAUGUGGUUAAUUUUGUUUAUUUUCCGUCCGUCUGUUUUGGAGAAGAAUGGUAUCUUUCUUUGGUAAUUCUUUUAAUUUACUAAAAAUUGAUUGAUUGAUUGAUUGACUAAAAAAUUGAUUGCCUGAUUAAUGAAACGGAAAACCGACUGAUUAAGUCGAUAACCAAACCAUACACGUAGGACCUUACGUUUUAAUCUAAGAAUUAAAGGUUUAAAAGGUAGAAUAGUUCUCAAAUCCUCUGUAGAACUAUGAUUUAAAAUAAUUAUUUGCCUCUGAAUUUCUUUCUUUUCAGUGCCAGGCCUGCGUCAUGGGUUCCUUUCAUGGCGAGUUCUGUACCAAUCAGGAUACGUGGGGAUCAACAAUUAUCUUUACUAUUUCUGGAACUGCACUCCAAAGAAAGUAAAAGGAAAAUGAGCAGGACCCCUUCCAGCCGCUUUUUUUGGAUAAAAUGUGCGAUCAAAUCACCGUUCAUUUUUGUAUACACUACGUAAACUGCUCUGGGCGUUCUCUAGAAUAUCCCGCUAAACUAAAGUUUAUAUUGAUUUCAGCUGCCUUAUUCGCUGUGCAAGUCACUCGGGGACAGAGGCGGUCUUCUCGCCCGCCGAAGUGACUACACGAGCAGAGGAAGCGGAAAUUUAACGAAACUUUUCCAUUUGACAGAGCUAGCCCGCCUGACAUUUGCCAGACCAGUCAGUUUGAAAAUGUAAUAGGCUUUUUGCGAGGGUUUCUGCUGAAAAACCAUCCUCUUCCGGCACACUAUUUAGGAUUUGACUGAUCUAGCUGGAGAGUUUUGAUCAAAAGGGAAAUUAUCGUUGCAACGAGACUGGUGUGGCCGGUCAGUAUGACAAUGGAAAGCGCUCUUAGGUAGCGCUUUAAACAACAUUGUAAAGGCAUAAUAAAAUAAAAAUAAACAUUUAUUUGUUUAAAACUUGUUUUCUUUAUGUUAUCUUUGUUUGUCUUCUGCGUGAAAGCUUUUGUGGUAAGAUCAAAUCCCUUGUAGUCAACUUUUCACUGAUCGAAGGGCUACUUACUGUUUCAUGAUGGGAAUUUUACAUUUUACAUAUUAGGCUGAGAAACGUUUGUUUUCCAAAGAAAUGAAAAAAGGGUCUUAUUUUUUUUUAUCCUUUAGGAAUAGGGACCAUGGUUGGCGGUUUUUGCCGAGAUAUUAGGCCGAAGCGUUUUUAUAUUUAUGUCA